Colletotrichum spaethianum is the source of this 3831-nucleotide messenger RNA. RefSeq names its product putative ATP-dependent RNA helicase DHX35. The transcript has 4 exons. Gene Ontology annotation, molecular function: RNA binding; ATP binding; RNA helicase activity. Gene Ontology annotation, biological process: nuclear-transcribed mRNA catabolic process, 3'-5' exonucleolytic nonsense-mediated decay. Bases 1 to 3831 code for a protein of 1276 amino acids. Lineage: Eukaryota; Fungi; Ascomycota; Sordariomycetes; Glomerellales; Glomerellaceae. The record is from RefSeq and is a predicted model, not a curated record. Gene Ontology annotation, cellular component: Ski complex.
AUGGCCUCUGACCUGGCUACGGCCGUUCAAGGUCUCCAUCUUGAGGAUCGUCCUAACUCGAAUAUCGAUGACAUCUUGUUCCAGCAACGGCCUCGCAAACGCAUCAAGCAGGAUGCAUCUCAUCUCAAGGCUCACAUGGAAGCUGAUUUUCUCACGCCUUCUACGCAAUUUUCGCCUACAUGGCUGAAUCGACUGCAGCAGCGCUGGGACUGCCCUGUGGACUAUACAGAACUCUUCAAGAUCUCUACUCCCCAGACGCGAACUGUGACGCGGUUUGAGCGACAUGGCCUCGAGGGUAGAGUGACUGGCUACAAAAACGUUACUGUGCCUGCCAACAGUGCCACUGCCAAGAAUUCCACAUCCUUUCUGCGUAAGCCUGCUAGUAGAGCCGACUUCGUCCGUGGAGCUGCGGGAUUCUUCCCUUUUGCACCUGGUGGCUUGGACGGCAUUGAGGCGACUGCUGCACUUGAGGACCAGGUUCACCGAGCUGGCGGCGGGGACUCCGCUGCUGCCUCGUCUAAUAAGCUCGAGAGAGUCAUCAAGCUCGGUGCCGAGGGCGGCCUUCUCGAGGUCGCACCUGGCCUUAGCCGCGGCAUCGAUGUCAACAAGAAGAAGACCAACGAAGAUGAAGCUAAAGCUGUCGAACAAGAGUUGGACCAGGAGCCCGAACAGGCACCCGGUGCUGAAGAAGCAGAGGGUGAGACGCAGACCAACGGAGAGGGGGGUACCGGGGCUAGGGCCGAAGCCGAGGCUGAAGAGGAAGAGGAAGAAGAGGGGGAGGACAUCGACGCUAUCUUGCCGGUCGAAUUUCCGGCUCUGGAGCCACAUGGGGCUUUGGCGACAUCUAGUGCCAGAAAGGCUGGCCGGGAAUGGGCUCACAUGGUGGACAUCAACAGAGACAUCACGAACUUCAGUGAGCUGGUACCUGACAUGGCAAGAGAUUGGCCCUUCGAGCUUGAUACAUUCCAAAAGGAGGCCAUCUACCAUCUCGAAAGCGGCGAUUCUGUCUUCGUUGCUGCGCAUACGUCGGCCGGAAAAACUGUCGUCGCCGAGUACGCCAUUGCCCUUGCCUCGAAGCACAUGACCAAGGCCAUCUACACGUCGCCCAUCAAGGCACUGAGCAACCAGAAGUUCCGAGACUUCCGCCAGACAUUCGACGAGGUCGGUAUCCUGACGGGUGAUGUUCAAAUCAACCCUGAGGCUAGUUGCCUGAUUAUGACAACGGAGAUUCUGCGAAGCAUGCUUUACAGAGGAGCCGAUCUGAUCCGAGACGUUGAGUUUGUCAUCUUUGAUGAGGUACAUUAUGUCAAUGAUUUUGAGCGCGGUGUCGUCUGGGAAGAGGUCAUUAUCAUGCUUCCAGAACAUGUCACCCUCAUUUUGCUGUCUGCAACUGUACCGAACACUUAUGAGUUCGCAUCAUGGGUUGGACGGACCAAGCAGAAGGACAUAUAUGUCAUUUCUACGCCGAAGCGGCCGAUUCCACUGGAACAUUAUUUGUGGGCUGGCAAAAACAUACACAAAAUUGUGGACUCGGAGAAGAAGUUCAUCGAGAAAGGCUGGAAGGAAGCCAACCAGGCCAUUCAAGGCAAAGACAAGAUCAAGGCUCCGGAACCGAGCAAUGCGCCUCGCGGUGGAAGUGGCCAAAGAGGGGCACAGAGGGGAGGAGCACAGCGUGGCGGACAGCGCGGAGGCCAACGCGGCGGCGGUCCCCAACAAAGAGGCCGCGGCGGGCCGCCGCGUGCCAGUCACAAUCCAGAACACAUGGGUAGGACUGGUCGACAAGGCGGCUUUACCUCGGCGGCUCAAGACAAGAAUCUUUGGGUUCAUCUUGUUCAGUUCCUCAAGAAGUCCAACUUGCUUCCCUCGUGCAUCUUUGUCUUCUCUAAGAAGCGAUGUGAGGAGAACGCUGAUGCGCUCAGCAACCAGGACUUCUGCACCGCUAACGAGAAGAGCGCCAUCCACAUGACAAUCGAAAAGUCUAUCGCUAGACUAAAGCCUGAGGACCGAGCUCUGCCUCAGAUUAUCAGACUCAGAGAGCUCCUGUCUAGAGGUAUUGCGGUCCACCAUGGAGGUUUAUUGCCUAUUGUCAAGGAAAUUGUUGAGAUUCUGUUUGCUCAAACUCUUGUAAAGGUGCUCUUCGCUACGGAAACCUUUGCCAUGGGUCUCAACCUGCCAACUCGAACAGUCGUUUUCUCUGGAUAUCGCAAGCACGAUGGUCACUCGUUCAGAAACCUGCUUCCAGGCGAAUACACCCAGAUGGCGGGUCGAGCUGGUCGUCGUGGCUUGGAUACCGGGGGACGAGGCUCCCCAGUUGCCGACCUCCAGAAAAUGAUUCUAGGAGAGCCAUCAAAGCUGAGAUCCCAGUUCCGACUCACCUACAAUAUGAUUCUUAACCUACUUCGGGUGGAAGCUCUCAAGAUUGAAGAGAUGAUUAAGCGAAGCUUUUCGGAACACGCCACCCAGCAACUGCUUCCCGAGCACGAAAAAGCUGUCAAGCUUUCAGAGGCUGAUUUGGCCAAGAUCAAACGUGACUCUUGUGGUAUCUGCGACGUCUCCAUGGACGAAUGCCACCAAGCAUCGGAAGAUUAUAAGCAACUUACCGGGGAAGUUUACAAGUCCCUAAUUGGAAUUCCAAUCGGCCGCAAAAUGUUCAGCCAAGCACGUCUGAUCGUUUACAACAGGGACGGCAUCCGCACGCCUGGCAUAUUGCUAUCUGACGGCGCGAGCAACAAGGGUCCGCAGGGUAGUCCAACUCUGCAUGUAUGCGAGAUUAGAUUGAUGAGAGAGACUCGCGACUCGACAGACCUGCUGCCGUUCAUUCCGGCCUUCCGCAAGUAUCUUACGCCGCUGCCUCAGGCAAAGAAGCACAUGCGCAUCAAGACUCUACAUGUGCCUCUGAGCGAUGUUGAAUGUCUCACGAGAUAUGUUACCAAAGGGGUCGUGCCAGAGAUAUUUCAAAGCGGCGAAAAGUAUCUCAAGGCCAAAGACAGGCUCCACUCAAUUUGUCGCUCGUGGGAUGACCUCUGGGACGAAAUGGACCUGUCAAAGAUCAAGAAUCUUCAAUUCCAGGAGAUGAUGAAGAAGCGAAAGGACGCAGAGGUUACCGCAUCAUCCUCGCCAGCUCUAUCUUGCCCUCAGUUCUUGAAGCACUUUGCUAUGUGCCACGACCAGUGGCUUAUUAAGGAACAUAUUUCUCAGCUGCGACAAUCUCUUUCAGAUCAGAACCUUCAACUCCUGCCCGACUAUGAACAACGAAUCCAAGUGCUGAAGCAGCUCCAGUUCAUCGAUGAGAGUGCCAGAAUUCAACUCAAGGGCAAAGUGGCUUGCGAGAUCCAUUCAGGGGACGAGCUUGUCUUGACGGAGCUCAUCCUAGACAACGUGCUUGCAGACUACGAGCCGGCGGAGAUUGCAGCCCUACUGUCGGCUUUUGUAUUCCAGGAGAAGACAGAUACGCAACCGAACCUAACGGGUAACCUCGAGAGAGGCAAGGACACCAUUGUUGCCAUCAGCGAGAAGGUCAACGAAGUCCAGACACUCCAUCAGGUCAUCCAGUCUGCCGAUGACUCCAACGACUUCAUCUCCCGACCCCGGUUCGGCCUGAUGGAAGUUGUGUACGAGUGGGCGAGAGGCAUGAGCUUUAAAAACAUCACCGAUUUGACCGAUGUUCUAGAGGGCACCAUUGUACGAACCAUUACGCGCCUCGACGAAACGUGUCGCGAGGUGAAAAAUGCUGCUCGCAUCAUCGGCGAUCCGGAGCUAUACCAGAAAAUGCAGACAGCACAGGAGAUGAUCAAGCGGGACAUCACGGCGGUUGCCAGCCUGUAUAUGUAG